This is a messenger RNA of Trichosporon asahii var. asahii CBS 2479, 417 nucleotides long. RefSeq lists its product as uncharacterized. Gene Ontology annotation, molecular function: RNA binding. NCBI's taxonomy places the organism in Eukaryota, Fungi, Basidiomycota, Tremellomycetes, Trichosporonales, Trichosporonaceae. The record is from RefSeq and is a predicted model, not a curated record. The transcript has a single exon. Gene Ontology annotation, cellular component: catalytic step 2 spliceosome. Gene Ontology annotation, biological process: mRNA cis splicing, via spliceosome. The coding region runs from base 1 to 417 and encodes 138 amino acids.
AUGUCGAACGCGCACCGCCCAACAUGGAACCCGAAGCAGGGCCAGGACAGCAAGAUGGGCACGGCCCAGGUGUCGAAGCACGGGAUGGCGUCGCACACCAAGCUCAAGUUCCGACAAGUCGGGCAGACGUCCGUGUCGGACGUCGCGCGGCGCGAUCUGCGCGCCGAGCUUGCCGCCGCCGAGCGCGCGGCUCAGGACAAGAAGCGGAAGGCGCAGGGUCUCCCGCCCCUCCCGCCGCUGCCGCCAGUGGGUGGGGCGAAAGAGAUUGGGAAUGGAGAAGGGGAGAAGGUAGAUGAGGAGGACGAGGCCGCGGCCAAGCGGAGAAAGAUCCUCGAGGAGGCGGCGGAGCUGGAUCGGGACGACUCGUCUGACGAGGAUGAGGAUGAGGACGAUGACGACGACGACGAUGAUGAGUGA